AUGGGAAGAAACAUACCUUCAGAAUCCAUUGCAUCGACACAUCCAUCACUUGCACUUCCACUCCUCGCCUUAUGGAUCGUGGCUGCCGUCAGUAUCCUCACCUCACUAUGUGUUUCACUCUUCCGACGACCAAAACAAGAGCCACCUUUCAAACCAUCACCAUCAAUAACAAUAGACAGAUCAACAGAAAAUGCGGAUGAUAUCGUGGCAGAAAAUGCUAAUGAUACCAUGUUGGAGCAAUUGCCUCCGGUGAUAACAACCAUCACUGCCAACACCAUUGAAGCUAUUGACAUGGAAUGUCAAGAAGAAACACCACCUCCACUGCCACCUCCACUUCCAAUGCCGCCGAUGUACGUAGUAACACAUGGUCCUAUUCCUCUGAUCAAGAAAAGCCAUUCGAGGCGAAGCCAUAGCUUGAGAAUUCCUGAAGGAUUAAAACUACAUGAAGGAUUGUCAAAGAUCAAAACAUGUAGAAGAGACAGGCAUGAGAAGACAGUGAUGGGGGAGGAUUCCUUAUGGAAGAAGACAAUAAUCCUUGGUGAGAAAUGUCGCGUUGAGAGCGACGAUGAUGAAGAUGUACCUGUCUUUGAUGAGAAGGGGAACCGGCAAAAGAACUACCAUAAAAGGACAAUGAGCUUGGUGCCGCCAUCCCGAUCAAGCUCAUUUGCAAAUAAUGAUAGCCAACCUUCCUGAGAGUAUCGGAUUUUUCAUCCAUUGCUAUUGCUGCUGGAGAUCAAGGAUAUAUCUAUGUACAUAAAACACAGCUUUGUAACUUUAUCGGCAAUGUUUUGCUUCAUGUAGGACAAAUGAAAAAUGAAGAGAUUGUAUGCUGUCUUCCAUUUUUGACGAUAAAAAAGAACUUUUAUUCUUGUU
Dioscorea cayenensis subsp. rotundata (Guinea yam) is the source of this 873-nucleotide messenger RNA. RefSeq lists its product as uncharacterized. The transcript has a single exon. NCBI's taxonomy places the organism in Eukaryota, Viridiplantae, Streptophyta, Magnoliopsida, Dioscoreales, Dioscoreaceae. The record is from RefSeq and is a predicted model, not a curated record. The coding region runs from base 1 to 693 and encodes 230 amino acids.